Messenger RNA from Stylonychia lemnae, 1080 nucleotides. The record is from the annotation of a GenBank genome assembly. Lineage: Eukaryota; Ciliophora; Spirotrichea; Sporadotrichida; Oxytrichidae.
AUGGAAUACAGAUACCUUGGUAAAACAGGUUUGAAAGUUUCAAUCAUUUCAUUCGGAAAUAUGGUUAAUCACUGGGGUGAUAAACCUUAAGAGACUAAUGAUGCUAUUGUAGCUAAAUGUCUUGAGUAUGGAAUAAACUUCUUUGAUAGUGCUGAGAGUUAUGGAGGUGGUAAGGCCGAGGUUAUUCUAGGGUAAUCUUUCUAGAACUUGAAACUAAACAGAAAGGAUCUAGUAAUUUCUACAAAGCUAUUCUUUGGAGCUGGUGGCACUUUCGCUAAACCUCAUCCUAAUAAUAGAGGAUUAUCUAGAAAGAAGGUAAUUGAGGGAGCAAAAGCCUCUCUAAAGAGAAUGCAAUUAGAUUACGUGGAUAUAAUAUUUGCUCACAGGUAUGAUUUCCACACACCUUUGGAAGAGGUCUGCAGAGCUUUCUCAUGGUUGAUUGAAAAUGAGUAUGCUCUAUAUUGGGGAACUUCAGACUGGUCAGCAGAUCAAAUUUCUUAGGCUAUUACCUUGUGUGAGAGUCUUGGACUCCAUCCACCUGCAUGUGAAUAACCCAACUAUAAUAUGCUCGUCAGAGACAAGUUUGAAAAGGAAUAUGGACAAGUUUUCGCAAGAUUUUAAUAUGGUUCAACAGUAUGGUCACCUCUAGCUAUGGGAAUUCUUUCUGGAAGAUAUAAUGAUGGAACAGCCCCUGAAGCAGGUAGAUUUACUAAUGAUCCUACAUACAAAGAUACUGUGUUGAAUUAGUUCUUCUCUCCAGAGAAAAAGGAUAAGAGUAUCAAGAUUCUUUAAGACAUAAAAGCACUUGCUGAGGAAAUGGGAUAUACACAACCAGCACUCGCCAUUGCAUGGGCCUUAGUGAACAAAGAUGUUUCAACCUUGAUUCUAGGUUUUUCUAAGCUUUAAUAUGUUGAUGAAAAUUUGAAGGCUCUUGAAAUUUACAAAAAGUGGAAUAAAGAAUUGGAGGCUAAGAUUGAAGCAAUAUUGAAAAAUGCUCCGUAAUUAGACAUGGAUUUCAGAAACUUCGCCCCUCUAACCUCUAGAAGAUAAGUGAGUCUAAAUCAGAAGAUUACAGAAUGA